GCCUCCCACUUUCGCUCCGCCCCCAGGCGCCCGCUCAGUCACCGAACAAGGUUCGAGCGGGCAGCUUCGGCCUGGAAAGAGCGCGGGCGGGUGGCCGAGCGGAGUUAGAGCUAUGUCUGUCUGUCAAGCUCAAGGAAACUGUUGCUCGCGGCCAUGUGCCACGCAGGACAAGGAGCAUCCCAGAUUCCUGAUCCCAGAACUUUGCAAACAGUUUUACCAUCUGGGCUGGGUCACCGGCACCGGCGGAGGAAUUAGCUUGAAGCAUGGCAAUGAAAUCUACAUUGCUCCCUCAGGCGUGCAAAAGGAACGCAUUCAGCCAGAAGACAUGUUUAUCUGUGACAUCAAUGAGCAGGACAUAAGUGGGCCUCCAGCGUCUAAGAAGCUUAAGAAAAGCCAGUGUACUCCUCUUUUCAUGAACGCUUAUACUAUGAGAGGAGCAGGCGCAGUGAUUCAUACCCACUCUAAAGCUGCUGUGCUGGCCACCCUUCUGUUUCCAGGACAGGAGUUUAAAAUUACACAUCAAGAGAUGAUCAAAGGAAUACGGAAAUGUACCUCAGGAGGGUAUUACAGAUAUGAUGAUGUGUUAGUGGUACCCAUUAUUGAGAACACUCCUGAAGAAAAGGACCUCAAAGAGCGGAUGGCUCGUGCCAUGAAUGAGUACCCAGACUCCUGUGCGGUUCUCGUCAGACGUCAUGGGGUGUACGUGUGGGGAGAAACCUGGGAGAAAGCAAAAACCAUGUGUGAAUGCUAUGAUUACCUGUUUGACAUUGCUGUCUCCAUGAAGAAGAUGGGACUGGAUCCAGCGCAGCUCCCCCGUGGAGAAAGUGGAAUUGUGUAAACCGAGUAGACGCCUAAGUCUCUCCAACAAUAAAACAAACUUAUUAUGCCUUAAAUAAAACUUGACUGCUUUUAAAUGAAUGGAAAA
Meriones unguiculatus (Mongolian gerbil) is the source of this 925-nucleotide messenger RNA. RefSeq names its product APAF1 interacting protein (gene Apip). Lineage: Eukaryota; Metazoa; Chordata; Mammalia; Rodentia; Muridae. The transcript has 7 exons. The record is from RefSeq and is a predicted model, not a curated record. Gene Ontology annotation, cellular component: cytoplasm. The coding region runs from base 113 to 838 and encodes 241 amino acids. Gene Ontology annotation, molecular function: methylthioribulose 1-phosphate dehydratase activity; metal ion binding.